AUGAUUCUAGGAACCGUAACUAAGAUACACAAAGUAAAUUCUACAGUAUUAGGCCAAGAUAGAAUGAUAAGGUAAUGUAAAUUUAUCAAUUAGGACUUAUACUUUUCUGUUACGGUUCUUCAAAUUACAUUUAUUAAGGAAAAUGAAAAGUGGUGAAUGCCUUAAGAUGUGGUAAAACAAAGUUGAUAUUAUAUGUUCACACUUUUCUAUGACUAGAAGAGUAUUGCAAAUCAAUAUUUUAAGAUAUUACGAUGGUCACGAACAGCAUUCUAUAUACAGAUUCUAUUGAAUAAACUCAAAUAAUAAUGGAGCAAAAAUGAAUUAAGAUAUUAUAGAAAUCUAAAUGAUGUUUUAUUUUAUGCUUACCUAAUACUUACGGAUAUAAAUGAUUUAAUCUUUUGGAUGUGUUAAAUUGGAUUAUGUAGAAAUGUUAAAUUAUUGUUAAUAACAAAAGAAAUUAGUCCAAAAUUUUAUUUUGUUGAAUGCAUAGGAUGGUUUAUAACAUUAUGUCUUGAAUAUAGAGUUAAUUAAUAAGAAAUCUAUAAAUCACAAUUACAAAAGGAUCCCAAGAAUAAAAUAAGAGUUAGAUAGAUUCAGAUUAUAUAAAAUUUAGUAAAAUAUAGUCUAGAUAUACCAGUGUCUUAUUCUUAUGUGAAUACAAAAGCCAUUUCAUAAGAAAAAGCGGUUAUUUUAGGAACUAUAUCAAGUUUCAUAAGUUUAUAUCAAACUUUUCAAUAACAUUCUGGUGGCUAUUAGUGA
Molecule: messenger RNA, 759 nt
Organism: Paramecium primaurelia
Lineage: Eukaryota; Ciliophora; Oligohymenophorea; Peniculida; Parameciidae
Source: the annotation of a GenBank genome assembly